Merops nubicus (carmine bee-eater) is the source of this 1083-nucleotide messenger RNA. It is a transcript of the gene CTH, whose product is annotated as cystathionine gamma-lyase. Gene Ontology annotation, biological process: transsulfuration. The transcript has 12 exons. Gene Ontology annotation, molecular function: cystathionine gamma-lyase activity; pyridoxal phosphate binding. Gene Ontology annotation, cellular component: cytoplasm. Lineage: Eukaryota; Metazoa; Chordata; Aves; Coraciiformes; Meropidae. The annotation marks the transcript as partial. The record is from RefSeq and is a predicted model, not a curated record.
GGCUAUGACUACAGCCGGAGUGGGAACCCUACCCGGAAUUGCCUGGAGAAGGCUGUGGCAGCACUAGAUGGAGCUAAAUACUGUUUAGCUUAUGCUUCUGGCUUAGCUGCUACUUUGAAUAUCACUCACCUGUUAAAGGCAGGGGACACCAUUAUCUGCAUGGAUGAUGUCUAUGGAGGCACAAACAGAUACUUCAGGAACGUCGCCAUGAAAAUGGGUUUGAAUGUAGUUUUUGUUGACUGCUCAAAAGUGAAAUGCCUGGAAGCUGCAAUUACACCAGAGACCAAGCUCGUUUGGAUCGAAACGCCCACGAACCCCACGCUGAAGGUCAUUGACAUUCAGGCCUGUGCAGAUGUUGUCCACAAGCAUAAAGAUGUCCUUCUAGCAGUAGACAACACUUUUAUGUCUGCAUAUUUCCAGCGUCCUUUGUCCCUGGGGGCUGAUAUCUGUAUGUAUUCUGCAACCAAGUACAUGAAUGGGCAUAGUGAUGUUGUGAUGGGGCUGGUUUCAGUGAACUGUGAUGACCUCUACGAAAGGCUCAAAUUCUUACAAAACUCUCUCGGGGCUGUUCCCUCUCCCUUCGACUGUUACCUGUGCAACCGGGGUCUGAAGACGUUACAGAUCCGGAUGAAGCAACACUUCCACAAUGCUCUGGCUGUUGCUAGGUUCCUGGAGGCACAUUCCAGAGUGGAGAAGGUCAUCUUCCCAGGCUUGCCUUCCCACCCCCAGCAUGAGCUGGUCAAGAGGCAGUGUACUGGUUGUCCUGGCAUGGUCACCUUUUACAUCAAAGGGAGCCUCAAACAUGCUGCUGCCUUUCUCAAGAAUUUAAAGGUUUUUGCUCUGGCCGAGAGCCUGGGUGGAUAUGAAAGCCUAGCAGAGCUUCCGGCUGUCAUGACUCACUCUUCAGUGCCUAAAGAAGACAGAGAAAUUCUUGGAAUCAGUGACACACUGAUUCGCCUGUCAGUGGGUUUGGAAGAUGAAGAAGAUUUACUGGAAGACCUAGACCAGGCCCUGGAAGCUGCAGUAAGUUUUUCUCUCUCUUGUUUGUGUGUUUGUUUGUUGUUCACAGCCCACAAGGCUUGA